Molecule: messenger RNA, 2689 nt
Organism: Yamadazyma tenuis ATCC 10573
Lineage: Eukaryota; Fungi; Ascomycota; Pichiomycetes; Serinales; Debaryomycetaceae
Gene: EPL1
Product: Epl1p
Biological process (GO): regulation of transcription by RNA polymerase II
Cellular component (GO): NuA4 histone acetyltransferase complex; piccolo histone acetyltransferase complex
Source: RefSeq, a predicted model, not a curated record
AUGGCAGUACCCCAAUCAAAGAAUAGCAACAGCAAGAGUCUGUCGGCGUCAGGGGCCAGGUUUCGUCAGCGGAAGAUUUCCGUCAAACAACCGUUGGUGAUUUUCAAGCUGAAGGAUUUACCAGCUCAGGACGUUGCCAAUGAACUUGAACCCAGUCAGAUCCAUCAUUUGAACAAUUCGGGUGCUUCGGGUCAGCAACGAGAUAUUAAUUCAAUCGAGACCGGUGUGGAUAAGAACGAAGAAGACGAAGUCCAUCUUCAGCAAGUUAUUAAUGCGGCCCAACGAGCGUUAUUGAGUUCCAAGAACGACGAUUCCAAGAAAGAUGUAUAUAUUCCCACCCCGGAUGCCUCCAGAAUAUGGCUGGACGCCCACAAGUACUACAAUGACCACGACUUUGUCGAACCCGACAUCUAUAUUAAGUACAGUGCACAGGUGGAAGAUACAAUUGGUGUUGAUUAUAAUAUGGAUGAAGAAGAUGAAGAGUUUCUACAGAAAAAGAUUAAUGCCAAAGAUACAAAGAUUUCGGAGUUGGAGUUCGAAAUGGUCAUCAGCAAAUUUGAAAAAUUUAUAGAAGAGAAGCAACCUUACUUAUCCAUGGAUCCCUCAAAGAUUUUACCUUAUAAAGAACUAAGCUCAUACAUUAUAGAAGAGGUGAAAUCUUCGAGCAAAGGUAAUCCAUACGUUCAAAUGGGAACUGAUUUGAAGUAUAUUUCUUCAAACACCCUUAAGGAAAGACUUCUGAAAGAGUUGAACUUUGAGCCUUUUAUUACGUCCUUUGACAAGAAUCCUAAAAGUGAUGAUAAGAAGAAUACGCCCAGGGCCAUCACUAAAUUGUUAACACUUUUUGGCGAGACGAUUUACAACCACUGGAAGCAACGAAAAAUCGAACGACAUGGCAAAUCCAUCACUCCAUCUUUGAAAUAUGAAGACCCCAAUGCUAACGAAAAGGACAAUGAUAAUGACCCAUACAUUUGUUUUAGAAGGAGAGAAUUCAGACAAGCCCGUAAAACCAGAAGAGCCGAUACCAUUGGGAUUGAAAAAAUCCGGUUAUUACAAAAAUCUUUACAUAGGGCCCGUGAUAUCAUGUUCAAUGUCAGUCAGAGGGAGAUUUUAAAGUUGGAGUAUUUUAGACUGGAAGCUAAAGUAUUCAAAUUAAGAUGUGAAGCAAAGGCUGCCAAAAGAGCUGCUGAUAUCAGUGUCGAUGAUGAUUACUUAUUUUACCCUCACAAGAAGAAGAAGAUUCAAAGGGUCAAACAAGAGGAAGAAGAAGAAAGAGGAAGAGAAAGAGAAAGGGAACUCGCCAAAAUCAAACGCGAGAAGAAAUAUGGUAGAGAUCCAAGAAUGGCAGAUGUUAAUAUCAGUGCCAUCAAUGGUAACCUCAGACCAGACGGCACUUCUUCUUCAACCCAACCUUAUGUCAAGUUACCACCUUCUAAGAUUCCUGAUUUGGACUUGGUGACUGUUUCCUUGGUUUUGAAGGAGAAGAACGAAACCAUCAAGAAGGCCGUCUUGGAUAAGUUACGCAAGCGGAAAGAACAAGAUAAAGGUUAUGUCAACUUUACUGAUGAUCCUUUCCAGCCUUAUUUCAAUAUAUCCACUAACAAAAAGAUUUCGUCAAAAGAGUUGAAGCAUAUUCCCUAUUCUUCAAUUGCGUCAGCUGACUUCCACCAAAUGAAUACAUCCAACUCACUCAGUAACAAAUUGAAACAUAUCUUGGAGGAUGGAAAUAAGCCAUUACCUGGUUCCAAGACCUUUGAUGGGAAGAGUGGUGAAUUGAUUCCCUUAAAGCCUUUUUCUCAUUUGCAAAGUUUGCUUUCUGGAUAUUCUAGUUCUUCUCAAAAGAGUUAUAUUGCAACUUUGUUGCAAAAUAUAGAACUGCGGAGCUUCAAUUCUUACACAAAUGGGUACGGUAAUGCUGAAGUUGAGGAAGAAACCAAUGAAACCAAUGUGUCUGACCCUGUAUUCAGAUUAAGAAGAAGAGUGGGACGCUUCAACAGAAACUUUAUUGACCGCAGAAUUGUCCACCCCGCAAAGGAAUAUGACCCUAUAGAUGAAUUUGUGAACCUUUCAAGUCAAAAUGACGAGGCUAACGAAGACAAAUCUGAAACUGAUGAAGAUACCAGCUCCCAUGUAUCAUCCUUGACAGAAAACAAGAAUGUCGUCAAUGUGUACAGUUCCACUGAUGAUUCUAUCAAGAGAUGGAAGUCGCACUGGUUGUUUGAUAAUGAAUCGUCCAAGGAAUAUGAGACAAACGUUGAUUCUCCUUUCAGUUUAGAUCCUUCAAAAUUGAAUAGCAUCAGCGAUGAGACUCAGUCAAUUAGAUUCGGUUCUAUGUUGUUAUCUAAAUCAUAUGAAUUGUUGAGGGAAUCCGUGCAUCAAAGACAGCAGGCAUACAUUCAGCAAGUGAGAAUGAGAGCUGCUCUUCAACAGCAACAAAUGAGAAACAAUGCUCGUCAGUUGCAACAACAAAGAGCUCAACUCGCCUCUGCCAAUGGUGAAUCUACCGGGAAAGCUUCCAAUGUCCCCACCUCACAAACCAGUUCAAGCAAUGCAUCUCAAGUUCCUGUUACGAAUAGAGCCCCAAGUAAUAUUGCCAGCUAAUGAAAUCAUAGCGCAGGUAGCUACCAUCGCCAGCCGCUGACAUAUCUGUAUCAUAGUUUGUAGCAUCAUAAUAUAAUAGUGUGCAUUA